Messenger RNA from Limulus polyphemus (Atlantic horseshoe crab), 889 nucleotides. RefSeq names its product techylectin-5A-like. The coding region runs from base 352 to 699 and encodes 115 amino acids. NCBI's taxonomy places the organism in Eukaryota, Metazoa, Arthropoda, Merostomata, Xiphosura, Limulidae. The record is from RefSeq and is a predicted model, not a curated record. The transcript is spliced from 2 exons.
GUUGGAUGAAACUUUUGUUAUAAUGGUAAUUAAUUUAGUAGUAGAUGGAUAAAAUAUUUUGUUAUAUUGGUAAUUAAUGUUAGUAGUGUUAGGAUAAAACUUUUGUUAUAAUGGUAAUUAAUUUAGUAGUUGGAUGAAACUUUUGGUACAGUGAUAACUAAUGUUAGUAGUGUUAGGAUAAAAGUGAUGUUUAUUGAUAGCUAGAAGCAAUAUAUAUAAACUUUUAUGAUUAUAAUACAAAAUAACCUCUAAGUAUUGUGUCAAGAUGAUCUCAUAAAUGAAAAAUUGUGGCGGAUUUCGUUGUGUGAAUAACAUUUCUUCCUAGACGAUCAGACAUUAAAUAUAUCAGUGAUGAUCAGUAUCAAACCUAUGAUGAUUCUUCUUCUGGUUUAUCAGAAUUGUCAGAUAGUGACGAACAUCGAGCGAUGUAAACUGACAUCAGUAUCAACUGUACUGGAUUCAGUCAAUCUACUGAUUACACAAGCUAAACAGAAAAUACACAGCGAUGAUUCCAUUUUCUAUGGCUUAUAUUCAGAAGAACUGGAAUGUUUUUCAACCUCUCCUGGACCAACAGACUGUACAGAUGUUUUCCUUAAUGGAAACCAUAAUAGUGGAGUGUACCGUAUCUGGCCCAAGUCAUGGAUGUUUACAGGAAGUAUAGAUGUGUACUGUGAUGUGGACACUGAUGGAGGAGGCUGAACAGUAAGAAGAAAACGGAAGUAUAUAAAGAAAUAAGACCAACUUUAUAAAUAGUUGUAAGUCAUGUUUUAUUAUGGUGAUUAUUUUCUGUCUGUACAACAAAAGUCUGUAUAUUAUAUAGUACCUGUAAAAAUAGGUGGAUAAACUGUGUUUAUCUACACUACCUUAUAAUAAAAGCUACUGGAGGACA